GAUUAAGUGACAGAUAAUAAAAGGCAUAUAAUUUAUAAUAUAUUGAAUGGCCAUAUUAAUAAAAAACAUUUGGACUUUGUGCUACAAGCAAUUGUUUUCUUACAACAAUCAUGUUGUUGUUCGACUUUUUAAAAAAAUUUUUUGGGUGGGUAGAUGAAGCACCUAGGAAACGUAGAGCAGUUUCAUUUAGUUUGGAAAAAGAAUUUGUUACUCCAAAAAAACAUCGUUGUGAUUAUAAGACUAUUAACGUGGAGGAAGAACCUAUUGAAAUUAAAGAUGAUAGUGAUGAGGAUGAAGUUCAAGUUAUUACUAAACAUAAAUAUCCUUCCAUUAAGGCUUCUAGUAAAUUAAAUGGUACAUGUAAUAAUAGUAGAGAAAAAUCACUUACUUGUUGUUCUUCAUCUUUUUCAUCAUCAAAAUCUCAACCAUGUUAUGACAAAGUAAAUAUAGGAUGUUCUAGUAAUAAAAGUGGAAGAAUACAAAAUAUUGAAUCACAUCAACAAUGUUCAACAUUGAUUAAAACUCAUCGCUUAAGAGAAAAAAAUCAGUAUGAAGAAUUAUUACAAAAUUUUCUCCCACGUAGGAUACAUGUCAUAUGUGAUAAAAAUGAUGAUAAAAGAUCUACACAAGAACCAAUAGAAGUAAUAGAUUUAGAAAGAUCUAGUUCUUCAACUCCUUUUUCCAAAAUUCAGUCAGCUUCUAGAAAAAAUGAUAGAAUGUUACAAAUGCAUUGGAGUACUCCAAUUAAAGAAAAAAAAGAUACAGAAAUAAUUAAUUUAGAUAAUGAUGAAAAAGAAGAGCUAAUACAUUCCAUUCAUAAUAAAACAUUGUCUCAUAGAAAAAAUGUUAUUGAAAAAGAAAAAUUUUCACAAAAUAAAUAUACUGAAUGUAUAACUACAAACACAUUAAGAGAUCAAUUAGCAGCAAAAGCUGUAAUGAGGGAAGAUUUUAUUCCUCAAGUAGCAAAACGUUAUAAUGAACGUAUUGAACAACGUUAUAAAGAAGCGGAAAAACUUAAAAAAAUGACAUGUGUAUUAUCUAAACAUAAUCGUUUAGCAAGAGAAGCUGCUUUAGAAGAACAUUUAGCCCGUUCUAUGAGGUUAUGUGAAGCCGUUUUAGAAGAAAAAGAAGAUUUAGAAGAGUCAGAAUUGCCUACUUUAACAGAGGAAAUGCUGCAAGAAAUAAAAAAUGCUCUUAUCUCUAGGCCACCAGAUGAAGUCCUUGUUGAAGGAUUUGGCCUAAGAAUUACAAGAAAAGAUAUUCAUACAUUAGCUGACUUAAAUUGGUUAAAUGACGAAGUAAUAAAUUUUUAUAUGAAUUUACUAAUAGCCAGAAGUACCACUAAUGACAAGUAUCCAAAAGUACAUGCUAUGAAUACAUUUUUUUAUCCAAAAUUAAUCUCAGGUGGACAUUCAUCACUAAAAAGAUGGACUAGAAAAAUUGAUAUUUUUGCACAAGAUCUUAUAGUUGUUCCUAUACAUUUAGGUAUUCAUUGGUGUAUGUCAAUAAUUGACUUUAGAGAUAAGUCUAUUCGUUAUUAUGACAGUAUGGGUGGCAACAAUUCAAAAUGUUUAUCAGCACUACGACAAUAUUUGGAAGAUGAAAGUUUGGACAAAAAGAAACAAAACUAUGAUACUAGUAACUGGAAGUUAGAGUGUGCCAAAAGUAUCCCACAACAAAUGAAUGGAAGUGAUUGUGGUGUUUUCUCUUGUAUGUUUGCUGAAUAUAUUUGUGCAAAUAAAAAAAUCACAUUUACACAGCAAGAUAUGCCAUAUUUUCGAAAUAAGAUGGUUUAUGAAAUAUUAAAGUCCAAGCUUUUAUAAAAUAAAUAUUAUUUAUUUAGAGAAUUAUUGACAAUGAAUAAUUUAAAUAAACUUUCAGCAACUUCCAAAAAUUACAAAAUAUUUUAGCAAAAGUUUAUUAUUGGAUAGAAUAUUCUGAAAAUAUAAUAUUUAUACUAAAAAGUAUAUUAUUCAUAUUAUUAUCAUAGUAUUAAAAGAAGUUAUACAGUAUGAUUUCUUUUAUAUUGUCAGAAGUAUAAUUUUGUUUAAAAAUGGAAUGUUGUUAAUUUUUUGCAAUGUAAAAAAGAACAGUACUUUGUAAACAAAAGUUAAAAAAAUGUCAUAAUAAAUAGUAUUUCCUCAUAAUAA
Molecule: messenger RNA, 2150 nt
Organism: Apis dorsata (giant honeybee)
Lineage: Eukaryota; Metazoa; Arthropoda; Insecta; Hymenoptera; Apidae
Product: sentrin-specific protease 1-like
Exons: 1
Coding region: 111-1823 (570 amino acids)
Biological process (GO): protein desumoylation
Cellular component (GO): nucleus
Molecular function (GO): deSUMOylase activity
Source: RefSeq, a predicted model, not a curated record